AUGUCUGUAACCGUUGGGUUUCAUCAUGGUGGGUCUUUUGUGAGGGACUGGCUUAACAAAGAUGGUGUAGAGUCAGUCAUAGAUGUUGAUGCAGAUAAAUUUUGCUAUUUUGAAGCUAAAGGAAUAGUGGAUGAGCUAGUGAAACAACAUAUGUAUGGGGAAGAUUAUAGGUUGUGGUGGCAGGUUGAUGAAGAAGUUGGGUUUAAACUGUUUAGGUUGGAUGAAGUUGCUAAUGAGAUCAUGAAAUAUGCAGCAAGAAAAAGAUGCAAGGUUACCAUAUAUGUUGAGCAUGAUGUGGUUGAUAAGGAUGCUGAUGUAAGGUUACCUAGGUGUGUUGAUGGUGAUAUGCUUGAUAGGGAUGUUGAUGUAAGGUCUGGUGCAGAGCAUGUAAGGUCUGGUGCAGAGGUUAUGUGUAAGGAUAAGGGGAAGGAAAAGGUUGUUGAGAAUGAAGAGGAAGAUGUAACAUAUGAUACUGGAGUUUCAAGUAGUGAGGAGGAUGAGGUCUGUUAUCAUGGUCCAAAAACAGGGUAUAACAAGGUCAGAGGUGUUACACUUGAUGAUAGUGAAGAUGAAAAAGGUUUGGGUUUGGAUGAUGGUUUUGGAUUGGAAUAUUCCCUACCUAUGAAUGGAACAAAUAGAGUGAUGAUUGAAGGUAAAGAAUAUAGGGUGAAAAGGAGAGCAUGCAAAAAUCCAACAAAGAAAAAGACAACAGUUGCAAGUGCAUGUAAAGGUCCUUCUCUAUUAGAUGAUGUUCAAAUUGAUGGUGAUUAUGAAAGUGAUGAGUUGGGUAGCAGUGACCCUGAUGAUUCUGAUAGGGAGAAAGGUCCUAAAUAUGAAAGGUUUAGAAAGACACAACUUUGUAAGACAUUUCAGUUCAAGGUUGGAAUGGAGUUCAGUUCUACUAAGGAGUUCAAAGAAGCAAUAAUUGAAUGGACGGUAUUAAAUGGAUAUGAGAUAAAGUUUGUGAAAAAUGACUUGAUAAGAUGUAGAGUGGUUUGUAAAAAGAGGGAAAUGGAGGACUGUAUGUUUUUGGCUUUAUGUAGUCAAGUGAAUGGCCAACACACUUAUAGGAUUAAGACAUGGGAUGGGGACCACACAUGUCUUAAAGUAGGUGAAAAUAGAUCUGCCACAUCCAAGUGGGUGUCAAAAGCUGUUGUGCCAGCUUUGAUGUCUAAUGAAGACUUGAGGGUCUUCACUAUAAUGGAUGACAUGAGGAGGGAUUAUGGUGUGGGAAUAACAUUUGGGAGGGCAUGGAAAGCUAAGAUGAUAGCCAGGGAAAUCAUUGAUGGUAAUGCUACAAAACAAUACUCUAACUUAUGGAGAUAUGCAGCUGAGAUUCAUAGAGCUUCAGAGAAGAACACAGUGAAAAUAAAUGUUGAAAGAGUUGGACCAACACUUCAGCCUAGAUUUGGAUCUUUCUAUUUUUGUUUUGAAGGCUGUAAGCAAGGGUUCUUGAAUGGUUGUAGACCCUUCAUAGGUGUGGAUGGAUGUCACUUGAAGACACAAUAUGGUGGUCAAUUGUUGAUAGCAGUAGGCAGAGAUGCUAAUGACCAAUAUUAUCCUCUUGCGUUUGGCAUUGUUGAAGUUGAGAACAAAGAAUCAUGGAGGUGGUUUUUGACCCUGUUACUUGAUGAUAUUGGUACUGAGAAGAGAUGGGUCUUUAUUUCAGAUCAACAAAAGGGACUUAUGUCUAUAUUUGAUGAGUUACUUGAAGUUUGUGAGCAUAGACUUUGUCUGAGGCACCUAUAUGCAAACUUUAAGAAAAAGUUUGGAGGAGGUACUGCUAUUAGAGACUUAAUGAUGGGGGCAGCCAAAGCAACAUAUUACCAGGCCUGGGAGCAAAAGAUGCAAGAACUAAAGGCACUUGAUUUGGGAGCAUGGGAGUGGUUGAUGCAGCAUCCUACUAAGCUUUGGUGUAAGCAUGCUUUUAAUUAUUACUCUAAGUGUGAUGUUUUGAUGAACAACUUGUCAGAAACUUUUAAUUCCACAAUACUGUGUGCAAGAGAUAAGCCACCCAUUACCAUGUGUGAGUGGAUUAGAACAUAUCUUAUUAAUAGAAUUUCAACAAUUAGGUAUAAACUUUCUUCAUGGCAACAUAGGAUAAUGCCAAUGCCUAGGAAAAGACUAAAUGUUGAAAUUGAAUUUAGUGGAAACUGGAGGGUCAUUUGGAGAAUAGAUAAUGAAUAUGAAGUGCAUAAAUUAUAUGGUGGAUAUCAGUACAUAGUUGAUAUUGGGAAAAGAACUUGUACUUGUAACUUCUGGCAGCUAGUAGGUAUUCCAUGUAGACAUGCUAUUGCUGCAAUGGGUAAAAGGUCUCAGAGACCUGAGGAUUAUGUUGAUGACUGUUAUGCUAGAGCAACCUAUGAAAGAUGCUAUAGUUAUGGUGUAAGUGCACUUAAUGGUGAAGAUAUGUGGCCAAAUGUGGAUGUGGAAGAGAUGUUGCCACCUGCUUAUAAGAGAGGACCUGGAAGGCCAAAAAAAUUAAGAAGAAGAGAACCUGAUGAAGAUGGAAAUGGCAGAAAAUACAAGAGGCAAUGUACUAGAUACAGAUGCACAAAGUGUGGUCAGUCAGGACAUAAUAACAGAUCAUGCAAAAGUCAAGUUGUUAAUCCAGAUGCACAGAAAAGGAAGAGGAAGCCACCAAGGAAUGCAACAACUGUGGAACCAAUCACUGCUGAACCUAUCAUUGCUGAACCAGACAUCACUGCAAAUGGACCUGCUGAACCAGACAACACUGCUAAACCUAACAUUCCAGAACCUAUCAUUGCUGAACCAGACAACACUACAAAUGGACCUGCUGAACCAGACAACACUGCUGAACCUAACAUUCCAGAUUCUAUCAUUGUUGGACCUGCUAGAAAGCCUGCUAAACCGCAUGCUAACACAAACAAGCCAUCUGCUAAGCCUGCAAACACAACCUCAAAACCAAACAAGCCUGCUAAGCCUGCUGCUAACCCUGCUAAGCCUGCAAAUCCACCUGCACCUCCAUCAAAGAAAAAAUCAGAGAUAAUCUAUGAUGUUACUCAACUAAGAAAGAAGGCAGCCACCAACUUGACAUGGAAAGGAAGGACUUGUUGUGAAGGAUCUACUUCAAAGCCAACUUCCAAAGUCCCAGUUUACAAUUUCAAUCAUCUUAGAAGGAGUGGGAGGACAUGUUACUUUGGACCACAACCAAAGGAAGGUGCACCAGGAACUAUUGAAUCAAAUCCUAUUGAAGUUGGAGUAGAAGAUAAUGGGGAACUCACUCAGGAGAACUAG
Medicago truncatula (barrel medic) is the source of this 3258-nucleotide messenger RNA. RefSeq lists its product as uncharacterized. The transcript is spliced from 5 exons. Gene Ontology annotation, molecular function: nucleic acid binding; zinc ion binding. Bases 1 to 3258 code for a protein of 1085 amino acids. NCBI's taxonomy places the organism in Eukaryota, Viridiplantae, Streptophyta, Magnoliopsida, Fabales, Fabaceae. The record is from RefSeq and is a predicted model, not a curated record.